ACUGGGAUAGUGGUGUGUGCAUGCAGGUAGUGAGUAGACGGAGAAGUGUGUGAUAAGACAGAAUCAGAUACGGAGUCAGACAAGGAGUGUGCACUUACAGACACUGGUGCGAUGUCGUUGGAGAGUCUACGAAGCCAGUUCAGUCGUUGCUUGAACUUCCGGCAGGUGAUUGUCAUCACGUCGCUAUGGUAUUCUGUCGUUACCGCCACCACUAAAGUAUGCGCAGACAACACUAUCCUGAGCAACAACGGCAUGAAUAUAGAUACAAAGGCGUUGCUGUCUCCCUACCUCAUCCUUCCAACAUCGGGAUUGAUGGACUGCGGAGAUCGCUGCAACAGAAGAAAUGCGUGCAGCAGUAUCAACUUCAACACCAAUACCGGAGAUUGUGAGUUGUUGCUUGUAUCAACGAAUCCACCUCUCGCAGAAAUUGGAUGGAUACAUGCCACUGCCGACAUGUUUCCGGGGAGACUAUCUGGUAACUGUGCUGGCCACACUUGCGGCAUCCAGGAGUACUGUGAACCUACAGCUUCGUCAUACAACUGCAUCAGUGAGGCAGUUCUUUCAGCAACUGCCUCCUCGACUACUACCACUACUCCAACUACCGCAAGUACAACAACAACGACAACUACAACAACAACUACAACGACAACUACAACGACGACUCCAGCCCCUGUAAAAAAAUCGAGUGAUGAAGAAGAUGACAAAUAAUAUUAUGUGCGACAGUCAGUGAUCAUUUGAGAGAUAAACAGUGAUCUUGUGGAAAAAAACAGUGAUCUCAUGAGAGAUAAACAGUGAUCUUGUGAGAGAUAAACAGAUAUCUAAUUAGAGAUAAACAGAGCUCUUAUGAGAGAAAGAUAUUGAUCUUAACACAGAUCUGGGGAUGGGAGAUUUGAAUUCUGACAGUAACGUUUGUUUGUGAAAUGUUUAAGAUAAUCAUGUUUUCAUUCGCUAAAAGUGUGAACAUGUAAUUUUGGCUUCAAAGUCGGAUUAACUAAUAAUGCAGCGUGUCAGAUUCGUGUAGGAUAAACCGAAGUGAACCAGAUUAAUAGUAUUUAAUCAUGUUGUAAUACAUCGUGUGCUAAAAUACUAAAAAAUUAGUCCGAAAGCACAUGCAAAUUCCAUGAACUUUUAUAUGCGUCUUGUGGCACGGUAAACGUUACGUCACAACCCGUGAAAGAUUCGCACCAACUCAUUUUCUUAUAUCUCCUAAUACAAAUGUAGUUACUGUACCAUUCGGGAUUGAUAAAGGACUACUUGCGAGGUUUGUUAUUGUCUGACAGGUGUCGAUCACGUGACCUGCACCCUUGCCUUUGACCAUGGCGCUCUGGAUUAGGGAUAAAACAAAGACUGGUUAGCCCGAAUUCAGAAUAUGAAGGAUGGUAUCAGUCUUAAACUGCGACAUGAUAUCUCAGUUGGCUAGCACCGGUUUAAGUCCGGACAAUUACAAAUAGACACACACACACACACACACACACACACACACACACACACACACACACACACACACACACACACACACACACACACACACACACACACAUACAAACAACGACUCAAUGUGACGUUCAUACGUUCGUUUUUCACGAGAACGUGUUCUUGAAAUGACGUAAACACUAACGGACUACUUCCACAUUUCUGGGAAAACCCUGGGAAAUCCGAAGCUCGAAUAAGCACGGAAGCGUUCCAUCUGAUCAUUUAGACCCUUUCAUUUUGAACGUUUGAGUAUACAUUGAGAAACUUCAGGGAGUUAACUGCUCGAUCGAUACUUGAUGUAAAUGUAUUACGACGCGCUGUCAUUGUGACUGACUUUCUGAAGUAGUUCUUUACAGACCUUUCUCAUCUAAUGGUGAUGCUAUUUGAAUAUAUGUGUUGCUUAAGAUGUUUCUGAAGUGCAAGUUGUGCAUACAUACGCUCAUGUCACCUAUCUUUUUAAGGAACUACUUUAC
This is a messenger RNA of Haliotis rufescens (red abalone), 1946 nucleotides long. RefSeq names its product integumentary mucin C.1-like. NCBI's taxonomy places the organism in Eukaryota, Metazoa, Mollusca, Gastropoda, Lepetellida, Haliotidae. The record is from RefSeq and is a predicted model, not a curated record. Bases 112 to 708 code for a protein of 198 amino acids. The transcript has 4 exons.